GAGCGGGUCGGGGGCGAAGACGCUGCGCUGGCCGUCGCUGCGCUCAGCUAGCUACCAUAUUCCGGACCCGCGUCGGAGUCCGGACACAAAUGCCACAACCCACAUGGUGGACACGUAGACACGUGGGCAGUGCGUAGGGCGUAAGGCGUAAGGCGUAAGGCCGUAGGGCUGGCUGGCUGCGCAGUGGGCCACUGGGCCUUAUUAUAGACGGGAUCGUCGCUGUCAGGAUCGCGUGUUGCUGAUGAGUGCUGAGUGCUGGCGCUGGCGGCUGGCGCGUUGCGCGCGUGUUUUUGUCGGAAAAAGACACUCGGGCGGGCACAGCCACAGGGCUGAGCCGAGGGCGACGGCGGUGACGGGCCGUGGCUUUGGCUGUGGUGCGCUGGCGGCGGAUGCAGGCUGGAUGGAUGGAUGGAUGGAUGGAUGGAUUGGUGGUGGUGUUGAGCUGGCAGAGGCUUUGGCUUUGGGCUGCAUCGAUCGCUGUCUGCGUGAACCUAGUCGCUCAGCACGCCGUGGUAGGAAUAGCUGCAAGCCGCACCUCUGUCCUCGGUAUGUAAAUGCCCGACUGACAAAGAGUACUGUACCCCGCAUCUCGGCGGUCCGCACGAACCGCGACCGCGACAACGCGGCUCUGCGGCCUGCCCUCGUGGGCCUUUUGCCUUGGCUUGCCUUUCUGAGCGCUCAUUUUUUCCGUUCCCCUCGUGCUGAUGUCUUUGUCUUUGCGUUGCGUUUCACCACUCGGGCUGAGUGUGUCUCAUGUGUGUGUAGCAAGCGGAAAGGGUGGCCGGGCUUGGGGGUUCGCGUGGUCCCGCGCUGGCUGGAGGACCGAGGUGGUGUGUACAGUAGGUUGUGAAGUGUACUGUAUGUCUGUGUCUGCGACUGCGACUGCACUCCCUCGGAGAAGCAUCC
Aplosporella prunicola CBS 121167 is the source of this 906-nucleotide messenger RNA. RefSeq lists its product as uncharacterized. NCBI's taxonomy places the organism in Eukaryota, Fungi, Ascomycota, Dothideomycetes, Botryosphaeriales, Aplosporellaceae. The record is from RefSeq and is a predicted model, not a curated record. Bases 242 to 850 code for a protein of 202 amino acids. The transcript has a single exon.